AUGAUGCGUAACUGCAUCGUUUUCACCCUGUUGGCCGUCUCCUUGACGGCGGCCACAGGCUACCAAUACGAAUACUCGUACAAGACCUACACCGCCGACGUGGAUUUCCUCCACAAACAAAAGAAGGUCUUUGAUCUCCUCGCCUACGUCGACCAGAACAUCAUCACCGACACCGAGUACUAUGAGUACGGUCACACCUUCGAGCUGGCCAACCACAUCGAGUACUUCACCAACCAAGAUGCCGUAAGCGAGUUCCUCGAGUACUGGAAGUCGGGUGACUACCUGAGCCGUGACGCCCUGUUCUCGUACUACAACGACGAGCACCUCUACGAGAUGAAACUCCUUUACCAAGUGUUCUACUUCGCCAAGGACUUCACGACCUUCUACAAGGCGGCCUGCUGGGCCCGCACUUACAUGAACCCCGGGGUGUUCCUCGCCGCGUUCACGAACGCCGUGACCUACCGCAGCGACACCAAGUACAUCCGGCUGCCCCUCAUCUACGAGAUCUUGCCCAGCAUGUUCUUCGACUCCAAGGUCAUCCGCGACGCGUACAAGUACAAGAUGAGCCACUGCUACAACAAGUACUACAAGGACUCGUACGACAUGGAGAACGCGGUCGAGACGUACUACGUGUACUCCAACUACUCGGACUAUUACAACUACUACGGUGCCGCAUACAACAACGAGUACAAGCUGAGCUACUUCACCGGUGACAUAUCCCUCAACGCCUACUACUACUACUUCCGCAUGGCCUUCCCCUUCUGGAUGGACCUCAAGAGCUACGACCUCCCCAAGAGCUUCCGCGGUGACUUCUACUACUACAUCCACAAGCAGAUCAUGUCCAGGUAUUACCUCGAAAGAUCCUGCAAUGGUUUCAACGAGCUCGAUUACUUCUCCUGGGACAAGAUCAAUUUGCCCGGCUACUACUCCGACUACACCUACGCCAACGGCAUUCCCAUGCCCAAGCGCGACUGGUGGAACUUUGUUCCCUACUACAAGGCCAAAUCCGUCGAGUACAUCAAACUGUUGGAGACUCGCAUCUACGAAGCCAUUGACUUUGGCUUCUUCUACAACGAAUCCGGCAAACCGGUCGACCUGUACACCCAAGAGGGCCUCAACUACCUCGGUAACCUCAUCGAGGGUAACUACGACUCCGAAAACCUCCAGUACUACGGCUCGUACGAUGCAUUGGCACGUAACAUCCUCAGCAUGAACUACGAAUCCACCAGCAAGAACUACUACAUCCCGAGCGCCAUGCAAUUCUUCUCCACCAGCUUGAAGGAUCCCGCGUUCUACAGGCUCUACGACAAAAUCGUCUACUUCUUCCAGAGAUACAAGAACUACCUGGAGCGCUACAGCAAGGAAGAGUUGGACUUCCCCGAUGUGAGCAUCGAGGACGUCGAGGUCGACAAACUCGUGACCUACUUCGACGUAAAGGACUAUUACAUCAACAACGCCAUAACCGUGAACAGCUACAAGGAGGGCAAAUCCUUCAACAUGAAGGCCUGGCAGUACUUCCUCAGCUACAAGCCCUACACCUACAAAUUCUCGGUCAACAGCAAAAAGGAGACCAAGGGUAUAGUGCGCAUCUUCCUGGGACCCGCUUACGAGGGUGAACAGUACGUCGACUACUACUCGUACUUCAGCAAGUACUACAAGUACUUCUUCGAGCUCGACCAGUUCGAAAUUGGCCUCAAACCCGGCAUGAACACCUUCGACCGCAAGAGCACCGACUCUCCAUUCUUCUACAACUACAACUCCCUCGGUAGCGACGCCUACUACAAGAAGAUCAUGAAGGCCAUCGAGGGCAACGAGCCGUUCACCUACGGCGAGACCCGCUACGGCUUCCCCAGCAACCUCAUGCUCCCCAAGGGCUCGGUCGACGGCAUGAAGUACAAGAUGUUCUUCUACAUCAGCCCCUACCAGGAGGGCAAGGUGUACGACAUACCGUUCUACGGCCAAUUCAAAUUCUACGGCCAAUCGUUCGGCUUCCCGCUCGACAGACCCAUGAACCCCUGGUUCUUCAAGCUCCAGAACAUGUACUUCAAGGAUGUGUCCAUCAUUAUAAGAUGA
Copidosoma floridanum is the source of this 2073-nucleotide messenger RNA. RefSeq names its product hexamerin 70c-like. Lineage: Eukaryota; Metazoa; Arthropoda; Insecta; Hymenoptera; Encyrtidae. The record is from RefSeq and is a predicted model, not a curated record.